Molecule: messenger RNA, 1588 nt
Organism: Cicer arietinum (chickpea)
Lineage: Eukaryota; Viridiplantae; Streptophyta; Magnoliopsida; Fabales; Fabaceae
Product: isocitrate dehydrogenase [NAD] regulatory subunit 1, mitochondrial
Biological process (GO): isocitrate metabolic process; tricarboxylic acid cycle
Cellular component (GO): mitochondrion
Molecular function (GO): isocitrate dehydrogenase (NAD+) activity
Source: RefSeq, a predicted model, not a curated record
GCCAAGAACCCUUUCCUUUGAAGCUUUCCAUGGCUGAUCGAACAUUAAUUCGAAUCUUCUAUAGUUAAAGCUACUAUCAAAAAUCAUAAUCACCAAACACUCUAAAUCUUCUAAAACCCUAACACCACCACCAUCCGCCGCCACCAAUGGCGACGAGACGAUCCGCACCACACCUUCUCAAACAGCUCUUCGCCUCACGCCACCACCUCAACCCAACCCGCCACGUAACCUACAUGCCUCGUCCCGGAGACGGAACACCACGAAGCGUAACUCUCAUCCCCGGCGACGGAAUUGGACCACUAGUAACCGGCGCAGUCGAACAAGUAAUGGAAGCGAUGCACGCUCCUAUUUACUUCGAGAAAUACGAAGUCCACGGUGACAUGAAGGCGGUGCCAUCAGAAGUGCUGGAAUCAAUAAAGAAGAAUAAGGUUUGUUUGAAGGGAGGACUUGCUACUCCUAUGGGCGGUGGUGUUAGUUCCCUUAACGUGCAAUUGAGGAAGGAACUUGAUCUCUAUGCUUCACUUGUUAACUGCUUUAACCUCCCUGGUUUGCCUACAAGGCAUGAUAAUGUUGAUAUUGUUGUUAUUAGGGAGAAUACUGAGGGAGAGUAUUCUGGCCUUGAACAUGAGGUUGUUCCCGGCGUUGUUGAAAGCCUCAAGGUAAUAACAAAGUUCUGUUCGGAGCGCAUUGCUAAAUAUGCUUUCGAGUAUGCUUAUCUAAAUAACAGAAAGAAGGUGACUGCUGUGCACAAAGCAAACAUCAUGAAACUUGCAGAUGGUUUAUUCUUGGAAUCUUGUCGAGAGGUUGCUACAAAGUAUCCUGGAAUCAAGUAUAAUGAAAUUAUUGUAGAUAACUGUUGCAUGCAGCUUGUUUCAAAGCCUGAACAAUUUGAUGUCAUGGUAACUCCCAAUCUUUAUGGAAAUCUUGUUGCAAAUACAGCGGCAGGCAUUGCUGGAGGCACUGGUGUCAUGCCAGGAGGUAAUGUUGGGGCUGACUACGCUGUAUUUGAACAAGGAGCUUCAGCCGGAAAUGUUGGUAACGACAAAGUAGUGCAACAAAAGAAAGCCAACCCCGUGGCACUCCUCCUUUCAUCGGCAAUGAUGCUUAGACAUCUUCAGUUUCCUGCAUUCGCUGACCGAUUGGAAACUGCUGUCAAAAGAGUCAUUUUAGAGGGAAGAUACCGGACAAAGGACCUUGGAGGUACAAGCACCACCCAAGAGGUUGUUGAUGCCGUGAUAGAUGCAUUACAUUAAUUAUAUAUUCCCUUGCUUGUCUCCCAAAUGAAGUUAGCAUUGGAAAUUUUCUGCUAAUUUUCGAGAAAGUUUUGCACUCUUUAAAGGUGAGAUUGCCAAUUUUUUAUCCUGAAUAAUGCUUAUCCAACACAUAAUAUGAUGUGAUACAAAGAUUGAUGAGAGCUGUUCUCUGUGCCCCACUUUUUUGGAUGUUGUAAUUUUAUAUGGGCUAUUAGUUCUUAACGUUUUGAAAAUAAAAUUAUUGGGUUAACAUCAUGUGUAAUGCAUUGGACCCUUGUAGUGAACUAUAAGUCAAAUGAAUUCUAUAGUAGAAAGUUAUAAAAUUCAAGACACUU